AUGACGACCUCGAAGUUUUACUUCGGAUUCACUGCCUGUACAGCCGUCUUACUUGCCAGCAGCGCUGUCGCACAAACGGACAACGACCUCCUUAACUUUGCCCUUAACCUGGAGUGCCUGGAGGCUGAAUACUACUCUAACGCCGUGUAUGGAUAUGGAUUGAAUACAAGUACCUUGGGAAGCGGCCCCGGAUCGACUGGAGGGCUAAAGGCCAACCUCAGUCCGGACUUGUUGAGGAUUGCCAGGGAGCUUGUCAAUGAUGAAAUCAACCAUGUCACUGAACUUCGAGAAUUGCUGGGUAAUGACGCGGUUCCCUGCCCAAAGAUGGACAUUGGGGGUGCCUUCACCAGCCUUGCCAAAGCUGCUCUCGGCAUUGACGGCUUCUUCCCCUACAACAGUGACAUCAACUUCAUCCUAGGUGCUUUCCUGUUUGAGGACGUCGGAGUCACUGCCUUGCACGGCGCAAUUCCCCUGCUGGUGUCAAAGACCGUGCUCACCACGAUCGCCGGCUUUUUCCCGGUGGAGGCGUACCAUGCAGCCAUCCUGCGCACGCUGCUGUACGAAAAGGGCACCGAGAUGGUCACCCCCUACAGCAUCCGCGUCUUCGACUUCGUCCAGGGAUUCUCCGAUCUGCGCGGCAAGGCCGGUAAUGGCAAGGACCAGGGCAUUGUGGUGCCUCCUGCAGACGGCCGCUCGACGCCAUAUCCCUUUGCAAACCUGGUGCCCCAGAAUGGCAAGGGAGUGGCAUUCACGCGCACGCCAAAGGAGGUGCUGGCCAUUGUGUACGGAGGGAAUGCCACACAGCCCGGCACAUUCUACCCCCAAGGCAUGAAUGGAUACUUCAAGUAGAGAGGACGGGCUCCGCAAUGGGGGCUCGGGGCAUGAGCCCAUGAGGCACUGGCAGACCUCUCAGUUCAGAGUUCUGUACAGCCCAAAUCGGGAUUUAAUGAUGACCAAAAUGAAGGCACCGGGCAAGGGUGCCUGACUUUAGCAUGCGCAAGUCUACUUGCAAUUCACUGGCGCAGUGUGAUCAGGGUGUCCUAGCUAAGUAUAUUAGAGCAUUGCCAUGUUGAGCAGAAUAAAAUUCAUCUAUGCAUUUUUCAUUGCUCAUCUGAACGAAGCUCUGUAGG
Messenger RNA from Coccomyxa subellipsoidea C-169, 1130 nucleotides. RefSeq lists its product as hypothetical. The record is from RefSeq and is a predicted model, not a curated record. Bases 1 to 849 code for a protein of 282 amino acids. The transcript is spliced from 4 exons. Lineage: Eukaryota; Viridiplantae; Chlorophyta; Trebouxiophyceae; Coccomyxaceae.